CAGCGACAGUCGCUCAUUCCCAAUAAAUAAUUUCCCUUGUUACCGAUAACCGCACGAGUACCUCGUGUCCUGCAUUACCGACUUUGUUGACGUUAACCUGUGCAAACCUGUCAAUUGUUCAAGGAAAAUAAAAUUGCUAAGCGACGAAGAAUUCAACAAUGGAAUCAGACGAAGUAGGAAGUACCACACCAACCAAUGAGGAGACAAAGAGUGCGGGUCAACCGCUAUCAGAUUUCCUAGUGCAAUUGGAAGAUUACACACCGACAGUACCUGAUGCAAUAAGUGAAUAUUACUUGCAUCAAGCGGGAUUCAACUCAACAGAUCCUCGCAUAGCUCGGUUAAUCUCUGUAGCAGCUCAAAAAUUCAUCUCAGACGUUGCUAACGACGCACUGCAGCAUUGCAAGACAAGAGGGGCCAAUCAAAAUACAAAGUCAAAGGGUAAAGAUCGCAGGUACACGUUAACAAUGGAGGAUCUCAGUCCAGCAGUUGCUGAGUACGGUGUCACCGUCAAGAAGCCGCAUUACUUUGUAUAAAAUGAACUUCCUCACCAUUUGUGUCACUAGUGGACAAUCCAUCGGUUACAGGAAUAAAUUCUCAAGUUAAACUGACAUUCAUGAGUUUAAUAUUUAAACAAUUUGGGUUGAAAGCGUCAAUUGAAGCAAUCAGAUUGUUAAUCGCAAAUAUUUUGAUUGUUUCGUUGAUUGAGGACUAGCAAAAUAAAAAAUCUACCACCAG
Messenger RNA from Diachasmimorpha longicaudata, 735 nucleotides. Its product is annotated as transcription initiation factor TFIID subunit 10-like. The transcript is spliced from 4 exons. Bases 159 to 533 code for a protein of 124 amino acids. Gene Ontology annotation, biological process: transcription initiation at RNA polymerase II promoter. The record is from RefSeq and is a predicted model, not a curated record. NCBI's taxonomy places the organism in Eukaryota, Metazoa, Arthropoda, Insecta, Hymenoptera, Braconidae. Gene Ontology annotation, cellular component: transcription factor TFIID complex; nucleus; SAGA complex. Gene Ontology annotation, molecular function: RNA polymerase II general transcription initiation factor activity; promoter-specific chromatin binding.